Molecule: messenger RNA, 606 nt
Organism: Malaclemys terrapin pileata
Lineage: Eukaryota; Metazoa; Chordata; Testudines; Emydidae
Product: SRRM2 protein homolog rsr-2-like
Exons: 3
Coding region: 91-606 (171 amino acids)
Source: RefSeq, a predicted model, not a curated record
UCUGUUCUCCCCAACAGCCAGGAUCUUUUUCUCAGCCUGACUGAAGUACCCUCCCAACCCUCCCAAGCCAGUAUCCAAGACCAUGACCCCAUGGAAGGGACCUCAGCAGCUGCAAAUUCUUCAAGCCUCCCUCCUCCGUCCCGAAGGCUAUCACAGAUAAGGCGUCGGAAAAAGAAGACGCGAGACGAGAUGUUUGCAGAAAUCAUGGAAUCCACCCGCAGUGACAGAGCUCAUCUGAAUGAGUGGAAGGACACGGUUUCAAAGUAUAGGAAAGAAGCCAGUGAACGUGAGGACAGGAGGGACCAACGUGAGGACAUGAGGGACCAACGUGAGGACAGGAGGGACCAACGUGAGGAGAGGAGAGAUGCUCGAGAUGAGAGGUGGCGGCAGGAAGAUCAGAGGAGGCAGGAUGCAACGCUGGGGCUGCUGCGUGAGCAAACAGACAUGCUCCGGCGUCUGGUGGAGCUUCAGGAACGGCUGCAGGAAAACAGAGUUGGUCCAGUAGCCUCAGAGCAUCCACAAGUUCUCCAUACAGGAAAUCUUUUGGAACGUGUCCAUAGUCCAUCCAGUGCAGGUGACCAAGCCAACAAAGACAUCUGUGUUUGA